Limulus polyphemus (Atlantic horseshoe crab) is the source of this 1487-nucleotide messenger RNA. RefSeq lists its product as uncharacterized. The coding region runs from base 483 to 1235 and encodes 250 amino acids. The record is from RefSeq and is a predicted model, not a curated record. The transcript has 2 exons. Lineage: Eukaryota; Metazoa; Arthropoda; Merostomata; Xiphosura; Limulidae.
UGUUCUGCAGAUAUAUCAUCAAUAUAAAUCCAAGUGGAGAAACAAAGGUGGGAAACUCCAUAUCUCAUCUCUGUUAAACUUCUUCAACACAAAAAACCAUGAAAAUUGGGGAUGGCUGACUAUGACAGGGAAUGUGAGAGGAUUAGACAGAUGUUGGAUGAGUGUGACAUUUCCAUUGUUCCUGAGGAUGAAUCAGAUCAUAUUGAAGUCAAUGAGCAUAUCUCAGAAACAGACUGCAGUAAGUAAGCGGGCCAGAUGUGAAGGAUGGCUAGGUGAGGAUAAGGUGACUUGGUGGAAGAAAUAAAUAAAUUUGAGAGUGCACAACUGUUCUCAUAAUAUAUCCACUGGGCAAUAAGGGCUGAAAGGUCCAGCUCUAAAUGUACAAGCCCCUGUUGAAUUUUGGUCACUCUUUAUCACACCAGAAGUAAUAGAUUUGUUAGUGCUAAACACAAACAUGCUCAUCAGUGAACAAAGAACGAAAUAUGCUCAAAAGAACAAGGGUUAGAGACAUAGAUGGUGUGGAAAUGGAAGCUUUUCUUGGGAUAGUGCUUUUGGCAGGUAAUUAUCACCGCAACAAGAUCAUUCUUGAUGAUCUAUGGAACACAGAUGGCAUGGGUGCGGAUGUUUUCAGAGCAACAAUGUCAUUGCAUUGUUUUCGAUUUCUCUUAGUUUGCAUCCGAUAUGAUGACAAAGCAACACGUUCCGAACAUAAAUUAGUUGAUAAACUGGCCCCUUUCAAAGAUCUGUUUGUUGAUAAUUGUGUGAAGAACUAUUCUCCCUCAGAGUUUGUUAAUAUUAUAGAGUUCAGGGGCAAAUGUACGUUCAGACAAUACAUACCAAAUAAACCUACUAAAUAUGGCAUAAAGAUACAAGCAAUGACUCAUACUAAAACAUUUUAUGUGUGCAAAAUGGAGGUCUAUACAUGUAGGCAGCCAGAUGGCCCAUUCAAGGUAGACAAUUCUCAUCUUCCUUUGGUCCUCAGGCUGAUUUCUGAUAUCUCAGGAUCAGAUAGAAAUGUCACAUUUGACAACUGGUAUACCAGCUAUAGACUAAUUCAUAAGUUGAUUGCUGUGGGAACACUCAGAAAGAACAAAAAGGAAAUUCCUGGAGCAUUUUUGCAGGUCAAAGACCUACCUCCUCAUGACAGUAUGUUUGGUUUCGAAGAAAAUGUAAUACUGGUUUCAUACAUUCCUUCCAACCAGAAAGGUAAGAAAAAAUGUUAUUCUCUUCAGUAGCAUGCACCAUGAUUCAAAAAUUGACCCAGAUUCUAGUGAUCAAAAGAAACCAGACAUUAUAACACUUUACAACACAACGAAAGGAGGCAUUAAGAUAAUAGACCAGAUGUCAACAGAGUAUGACACAAAUCACGAAAUAGCCAUCAUUGGCCUCUGACAGUUUUCUUUGCACUUCUAAACAUUCCAAACAUAAAUUCUUAUAUCCUUUGCUUUCACAGCCCUCAGAACAAGCUAAAACGCCAUUUGUUCAUA